CAAGAAGAAGAAGAAGAAGAAGAAGAAGAAGAAGAAGAAGACUGUUGUCUUUUCAAUGGAAACUGAAAGCAGUCUCGGGGCUCUUGACAAGGCAACUCUGACCGAGUCACUGAUUUGAGCCAGAAGCAGAGCUGUGAGGAACAGCAGGUGUUGACCCAUACAGAGGCAGGACGAGGACUGGUUCACCUGUGCAGAGAAGGAUCAGAGAAAAAGAAGAAGGACAGGGAGAGGGCUGCAGAUGGCAGGCUUUCUGGAUAGCUUCCGCUGGCCAGAGUGUGAAUGCAUCGACUGGGGGGAGAGGAGGAACGCAGUGGCUUCUAUUGUCUCUGGAGUUCUGUUCUUCACAGGCUGGUGGAUCAUGAUUGACGCAGCAGUGAUGUAUCCAUCUCAGGAGCAGAUGAACCAUGCAUUCCACACAUGUGGCGUGUUCUCCACCAUAGCAUUCUUCAUGAUAAAUGCAGUUUCUAAUGGCCAGGUGAGGGGAGACACAUAUGGAGAGGGCUGCCUUGGCAGGACAGGAGCUCGUCUCUGGCUGUUUAUCGGCUUCAUGAUGAUGUUUGGCUCGCUCAUCGCCUCCAUCUGGAUCCUGUUCGGUGGCUACGUGGUGCCAAAGAAAGAAGUGGCACCUGGGCUGGCUGUGUUCUUUCAGAACGCCUUCAUCUUUUUUAGCACUCUGAUCUACAAGUUCGGCCGGACUGAAGAUUUAUGGGGUUAGAGGGUCUGUCUUAUUACUAACUCUCUCUCUCUCUCUCUCCAACACACACACAUCAGGCAUAUAGUGUGUUGUAGAUAUUUUUAAUAGUUCUGCAUCCCUUUUCAUGUGUUUCCUGAUGUGAAAAUAGUUUUUCUGUCCUUCCUUGGAUCCAUUUGCAUACUUGUGGAUUCAUUUUUUUUUAUGUUUGCAUUAUAAAUGAGGGAAUUCCUUUGUUUGUUAUCGAGGACUAAGAAGCCAGGUUCAUGUCAUUGUUAUUGUAUCUCCGAUGCAUCUUAAGUGUCAUGUGUCACCUCAUGUCAGCAUGUGUUCAGUGUGUUGAGGGUUACAGUGUUAGUUCACUGUAGUGAAUCAGAAAGGGAAGAAGUACAUUCUGAAGUGGACGUGAGGCUUAACACACAGACACAGGGGGAACAAAGCCCUGUCUCUACUUAUUUUUAUUAUAAUGUAUUUCAGAUGAUAUGAGUUUUUUUUUUUUCUUCAUGGGUCUGAUUCAUAUUGGGGUCAGUUUCCCGUUGACAGAUUAGUCUCUGUUGUUCUGCCUCAGGAGGAAGUGUGUUUUUUUACAUUGUCUGUUUUGUCCUCUUGUACUUUGUCCUUGUUUAGCUCUUUUUUCUACCAGAACAUGUCGUGUAAAGUGAAAUGCAAGUAUUCUGAUGGUUUUUGGUAGCAUUUUCAGUGUUUUAAGUAUAGAACAAAUCUUGUAAAGUCAGACUGCUCUAGGAACAGUAUUAAAGCACUUGUAAUUGACUAAUUUACACUCAUUGCUACAAUAUCACAUAUAGACAUGUGCAUCAGACAAUUUUUUAACGUAAUAAGAUGGGCUUUUACUGUAAAGCUUGUAAGGUGGAGUAAAAAUCUGGGAAUUUUUGGUUAUUUCCCAUCUUCCCUUCAACUUUUUUAUCAUUUGUGUAUCUUGUCAAGAGCUUAAAAUGUGAAAAAUAAAGACAUUUUUUAAUUGGAGAAUGCUGUAGAUAGUCAUCCAUCAAGCUGUCGAAAAGCCAAAGUAGCUAGACCGUACUCAAGCGCUGACACACAGAUUUAAAAACAGACAGUCUUAUGGGCAGAGGCAUGUCAUUCCACCGUUUAUGAGCUGCCACAGCGAAGGCACGACCCCCUUAGAGCUUAUGAUUAGUUUUGGGCACACUCCGGAGCAGUUGAUCAGCUGACCUGAGUCCUAAUCGAAGUCUGUGAAGGGAAGAGAUCGGGAUGGAUGGAUGGGUCAAACAAACAUGACUUUUACCCAGGAGACUGCUGUUCAUGUCCUGUACAAAACCAAAAGGGAAUUUUGACUUAUUUUAACUUAUGUAGGUUAAUAAAAUUACGUAACAUACUUUAAUUUACAUAGAGCAUGCGAGCGAAGUGGAGAGGUGAGAGCCCACAGAGCUGUUUGUUCCCUCUGCUAAAUAUCGCUUCAACUCAGAUUUCAUCCCCCUCUACUCGAUUUGCUUACCGCUCACUCCAGAAAAAAGAAAAAAAAGCGGUGUUGUAUUUAUGAGAUGAACGGCGCCCCCCCCCCCCUUCCUCCAUGCCCAGUGCUCUGCCAGCACAAAUUCCGCUGGAUAACACUGGCAGCAUGGAGAGGUAGGGAUAGGAGAAAAAGAAAAAAUCUUUCUUUAAACCAAUCACAAUCGUCAAAGCUCUGGACGCAGCGACAGUGGCUCUGCAGAAUAG
This is a messenger RNA of Perca fluviatilis (European perch), 2386 nucleotides long. Its product is annotated as transmembrane protein 50B. Gene Ontology annotation, biological process: protein targeting to vacuole; late endosome to vacuole transport via multivesicular body sorting pathway. Lineage: Eukaryota; Metazoa; Chordata; Actinopteri; Perciformes; Percidae. Bases 239 to 715 code for a protein of 158 amino acids. The transcript has 7 exons. The record is from RefSeq and is a predicted model, not a curated record.